Molecule: messenger RNA, 1995 nt
Organism: Dipodomys ordii (Ord's kangaroo rat)
Lineage: Eukaryota; Metazoa; Chordata; Mammalia; Rodentia; Heteromyidae
Product: zinc finger protein 883-like
Exons: 5
Coding region: 190-1971 (593 amino acids)
Biological process (GO): regulation of DNA-templated transcription
Cellular component (GO): nucleus
Source: RefSeq, a predicted model, not a curated record
AGUUACAGGCAUGUACUGUUAUACCGGAAUUCGGGGACCCCCAGAAGACCACCAGAGACCACGAUCAAUCUCAUGCACAGAAAAAUUUGAGUGGGAAAGUGAACAUCGAGUAUCCCCAGAUCUUAUGAGUCCACGUCACUAACAUUUCUCCCAGAUUCCACAGAGAUCUGGCUCCGAGAGCACCAAAAUAUGAGUAUGUCUCUGGAGUUGGUGUCAUUUGAGGACGUGUCUGUGGACUUCAGCUGGGAAGAGUGGCAGGACCUGAGCAGUGCUCAGCGGACCUUGUACAGGGACGUGAUGCUGGAGACCUACAGUAGCCUGGCGUCCUUGGGGCAUUUCAUGACCAAACCUGCAGUGAUUUUCAAAUUGGAGCAAGGAGCGGAGCCAUGGAUGGUUAAGGGACCUCCAAACCAGAGCUGCUCAGAGAUCCAGAGAUUUGAAGACCUAAUAGAGAAAAACCAAGAAAGUCACAAUAGACAUUUGUGGCAAGUUCCUGGCAACACCAACAUAUCAAAUGGGGAAAGAGCUAAAGGAGGAAAAACACUUAACUUAAGCUUAAAACAAUUUUCAAAUGUGCUUAUAAAUAAUGGAAACUAUUCAGGGAAGAUCCCUAAGGAGUUUAACAACAUACAUGAAAACAUGCUUCUCUCUAACAUGCUCAAAGAGACCUGUACUGGAGGGAAAUCUGAAGAUUGUAGUAUAACUGGGAAAGCUCUCACAUACGGUGCACUUCUUAAGCAAAAUCACAAGAGUCCCACUGGAGAAGAGCAUUUUGAAUGUAGUGGACAAGGGAAAAACUUCAACUCAGAGGUACUGUUAUCAUCACACCAGAGGGUUAAUGUGGAUAUCUGUAUGUACAGUGCCUAUGAGUCAGCCAUUGCUCAAGGAAAUAUGCAGGAUGGGAAGAAAAACUUUGAAUGUAAAUUAUGUGGGAAAGCUUUCUUUAAAAUAUCUAACCUUACUAAACAUCAAAAAAUGCACACAGGAAAAGAACCCUAUAAAUGUAAUGAAUGCAAGAAAUCCUUCUACAGGAAAUCAGUCCUCACAGUUCAUCAGAGAACACAUACAGGAGAGAAGCCCUAUGCAUGUAAUGAAUGUGAAAAAUCCUUCUCUCAAAAGUCAAGCCUUAUUACGCAUCAAAAAAUCCACACAGGGGAUAGACCUUACCAAUGCUAUGAAUGUGGAAAGUGCUUUUACCAAAAGUCAGCCCUUAGUACACAUAGCAGAAUUCAUACAGGAGAGAAACCCUAUGAAUGUCAGGAAUGUAAGAAAGCCUUCUGUCAGAAGUCAGGCCUCACUACACAUCAGAGAAUUCAUACCAAAGAAAAACCCUAUGAAUGUAAUGAGUGUGGGAAAACUUUUUGCAUGAAGUCAAAUCUCACAAUGCAUCUCAGAACCCACACAGGGGAAAAACCCUUUGUGUGUAAGGAAUGUGGAAAAACGUUUUGCCAGAAGGCAAACCUCAGGCGGCACGAGAGCAUUCACACAGGGGAGAAACCUUAUGCAUGUACAGAAUGUGGGAAAGCUUUCUACCAGAAGUUAGAGCUCACUAAACAUGUGAGAAUUCACACUGGGGAGAAACCUUAUGAAUGUAAUGAAUGUGGAAAGUCCUUUUGUGUUAAAUCAAACCUCAGCUCACAUCAGAGAACUCACACUGGUGAAAAGCCACAUGGAUGUAAAUACUGCAAGAGAACAUUCUGCCAUAAGUCAGAUCUCACUAUACAUCAAAGAAUUCACACAGGCGAGAAACCCUAUGAGUGUAAUGACUGUGGGAAAACAUUUUGCCUGAAGUCAGCCCUCACUAAACAUCAUAGAACUCACACAGGGGAAAAGCCCUAUGAAUGUUUUAAGUGUGGACGAGCCUUUUGCCAGAAGUCACACCUCAGCAGGCAUCAAAAAAUUCAUACAGGGAAAGGUCUGCAUGGUAGGGCCAGGCGCUGGUGGCUCACACCUGUAAUCCUAACUACUUAGGAGGCUGAGAUCUGAGAACCACAG